AUGUUUGGAGGCGCAGAUUCCAUCGACGAUGCUCAAUCGAUCAUCAGCCAAUUAAAUCAACUUUGCAUAGCGGGCGGUUUCAGUCUCCGAAAGUGGAUAAGUAAUUAUCCUUCCAUUCUUAAAGACAUUCCAGCUGAACAUCAAACGAAUACUACAUCGCUAGAAUUCGAAGAUAGUACAGUUUUUCACGCAUUGGGAUUGUGCUGGCAACCAGCAAUUGAUGCCUUUCUAUUUACCUUGAAACUUCCUGCUACAAAACGCAUUACGAAACGAUCUAUCUCAUCCACUAUUUCAACACUGUUCGACCCUUUAGGUUUGCUUUCUCCAAUCACUAUCAAAGCUAAGAUAUUCAUUCAAGAAUUAUGGGCCAUUAAACUCGGUUGGGAUGACCAUCUUUCUAUGAUGAUAACCAACAAGUGGACCACGUUUCUCAAUACUCUUCAAAAAAUGACUCACCUCACGUUUCCUCGUUGGCUUGGAUGCAAGUCAACGGAUGAAAUUCGAACCUCAAAGACAAAAGUCGUUCCAUUAAAAAAACUUACAAUACCCAAACUCGAACUUUCCGGAGCUGUUCUGUUGGCAAAAUUGAGUUCACAUAUAUUGAAGGUACUGGAACUUGAAAGUAUUCCUGUUUAUCUGUGGACGGAUUCUGCCAUUACAUACACAUUUGUUCCGGGUAAUGAGAAUCCGGCUGAUCUGGCUACCCGAGGAUUGACUCCCAUUCAAUUAUCGGAACACCCAACAUGGUGGGCCGGACCUCCAUGGCUGUCACAAAUAUCCGCAAAGCGGCCACAACCACUCAAGGCACUUUCUAUUAAUGAAAAUCUUGAAGAGCGUUCAGCUAAGAUUUUCACAAUUAGUACCACACCUCUACCACUCUGA
Messenger RNA from Monomorium pharaonis (pharaoh ant), 882 nucleotides. RefSeq lists its product as uncharacterized. The coding region runs from base 1 to 882 and encodes 293 amino acids. The transcript is spliced from 3 exons. NCBI's taxonomy places the organism in Eukaryota, Metazoa, Arthropoda, Insecta, Hymenoptera, Formicidae. The record is from RefSeq and is a predicted model, not a curated record.